This is a messenger RNA of Neoarius graeffei (lesser salmon catfish), 1638 nucleotides long. It is a transcript of the gene slc5a1, whose product is annotated as solute carrier family 5 member 1. Bases 10 to 1638 code for a protein of 542 amino acids. Gene Ontology annotation, molecular function: D-glucose:sodium symporter activity. Gene Ontology annotation, biological process: transmembrane transport; sodium ion transport. The transcript is spliced from 13 exons. Gene Ontology annotation, cellular component: plasma membrane. NCBI's taxonomy places the organism in Eukaryota, Metazoa, Chordata, Actinopteri, Siluriformes, Ariidae. The record is from RefSeq and is a predicted model, not a curated record.
GUGAUCACCAUGCCCGAGUAUCUGAAGAAGCGUUUUGGAGGUCAACGUAUCCGGGUCUAUCUCUCCGUUCUUUCAGUGUUCCUCUACAUCUUCACCAAGAUCUCUGCGGACAUGUUCUCUGGAGCCAUCUUCAUUCGCCAGGCUUUGAAAAUAGACAUCUACUUGGCUGUAGUCAUGCUGCUCUUAAUCACAGCGCUCUACACCGUCACAGGUGGUCUCGCUGCAGUUAUUUAUACAGACACACUGCAGACCGUCAUCAUGGUUGUAGGAUCCUUCAUCCUCAUGGGCUUCGCGUUUGAUAAGGUUGGAGGAUAUGAGGGUCUGCAGGAGAAGUACAUGCAGGCCAUCCCAUCUGUCGUGGGGAACUACAGCGCGGCGUGUUACACGCCGCGUCCCGACUCCUUCCACAUCUUCAGAGAUCCAGUGAACGGGGAUUUACCAUGGCCCGGCCUCAUUUUCGGCCUCACCAUCCAGGCAGCGUGGUACUGGUGCACGGACCAGGUGAUUGUCCAACGCUGUCUCUCUGCUAAGAACAUGUCCCAUGUGAAAGCUGGCUGCAUCCUGUGUGGUUACCUCAAACUCCUGCCCAUGUUCCUCAUGGUGAUGCCCGGGAUGAUCAGCAGAGUGCUCUACCCAGAUGAGGUGGCGUGUGUGGUUCCUGAGUUAUGUAAAAGCUACUGCGAUGCUGAGGUGGGCUGCAGUAACAUCGCCUACCCCAAAAUGGUGGUGGAUCUCAUGCCUAAUGGUCUCAGGGGUCUGAUGCUCUCUGCCAUGCUGGCGUCUCUGAUGAGUUCACUCACCUCCAUCUUUAACAGUGCCAGCACGCUCUUCACCAUGGACAUCUACACCAAAAUCCGCAACAAAGCCUCUGAGAAGGAGCUCAUGAUUGCUGGCAGGUUGUUCAUCCUGGUCUUGAUCGGCGUCAGCAUCGCAUGGAUUCCCAUCGUCCAGACAUCUCAGAGUGGAAAGCUCUUUGACUACAUCCAGUCUAUAACAAGUUACUUAGCUCCGCCCAUUGCUGCCGUCUUCGUACUGGCCAUUUUCUGCAAAAGAGUUAACGAACCGGGUGCGUUUUACGGCCUGCUCAUCGGUUUGGCCAUCGGUUUGUCGCGGAUGAUCGCAGAGUUUGCGUAUGGAACAGGAACCUGCAUGAAACCCAGCAACUGUCCCAAAAUCAUCUGCGGCGUACAUUACCUUUACUUCAGCCUGAUCCUGUUCGCAGCGUCCAUUGUGUUGGUGCUGUGUAUCUCACUCAUGACCAAACCCAUCGACGACAAGCAUCUGUACAGGUUGUGUUGGAGUUUGCGGAACAGUAAAGAGGAAAGAAUUGAACUGGAUUCUGAUGACUGGACUGAGAACCACGGUUCACGUCGCGCAGUCAAACAGACAGAGGAAAUCUCAAAAGAGCAGUGCAUGCAAGACAAAUCUGCACCAGAGCCCAGCUUCUGUAGAAAGGCCUACAACUGGUUCUGUGGCUUCGAGCAGAAAAAAGCACAGAAGCUUACCAAAGAAGAAGAGGCCGAGCUGAAGAAGCAGCUCAUGGACACGUCGGAGAAGCCGCUGUGGAGGAACGUGGUGAACGCCAACGCCAUCAUCCUCUUGGCUGUGUGCGUCUUCUUUCACGGCUUCUUCGGCUAA